CGGAAGUAAGUCCGUGUUUUUUUUUUGUGUGUCACUUUUUUUCUCUACUCUAAACACGAAUUUCAACUCAACGCUGGCUGUCGGAGAGCGUGCACUGCCAAAACAACAAAAUGGGCCACAACCGGAUAUUUUCAGGCCUGCUAUAGCGCAGUGAUUUCGACCAGAUGACAUCGAACCCAAAUGUCCAUUGGGCGCCACUGCCAAGGACGGAGCUCCUUGUCUACUGGCUGCUGUCCUUUGGCUCCCAUUUGUACUCUUUUUAUGAACUUCACAGGUUCUCAAAAGAGCAUGAAGCGGGAUUGGUUAGACAAUUUCCACUGGAAAGAGGCCUCUUUCAGGGGUUCAAAAGGGAUGCAUCGGACUUUGAGUGGACCUUCUGGAGCGAGUGGGCUCAGAAGUCCUUGCUGUGGACUCUGAUCGGACACGCUGUCGUAUCCAGAUUGUGCAGCGUCUUUUACCCACAGUUUCAGGUGGCGGCGCACACGGUUUACGGCCUCUUGGCAGCCAGCAGCGUUUUGGGACUCAGAGGUGUAGCCGUGCUGCUUCUCCAUGUGGCUUUGUCCUUCUCCGUGGCCCAGCUCAGGAGGCCCGCUCUGUGCUGGACCUGCAACCUUUUGCUUCUCUGCACCCUUCACGUCCCACCGCUUCAGGACAUCCAGAGAGGCUGGUACGAGCGUGACGAGGAGUACUACCUGCUGCUCUUCAGCGUGGCAGUGGGCACUCUUCGGCUCCUCAGCUUCAGCCUGGAGCGUUGUGGGCGCCCCGCAGUCCACACGGGUAGUUUCCUGCAGCUAUGCUGGCUGUUGUCGUACACGUUCUACCAUCCCUUCUUCUAUAACGGCCCUGUCAUCACGUAUAACGACUACGUGGAGCAGAUGCAGACGCCCGCGGAGGACGGCGACCGGCACAAACCGGGCGCUCGCUACCUGUUGCUUCGGUCGGCACGGAUCCUGAUGUGGUGGUGCAUCGCGGAAUAUAUGAUCCAUGUCAUGUACAUGCACGCCAUCCAGUCCAACGAGACCUACCUGGAGAUUCUGCCAACGUGGGCCUUAGGUGGCCUGGCUCUGGCCCUGGUGCAGUUCUUCUUCGUCAAGUAUCUGGUCCUGUUCGGCCUUCCGUCCACGUUGGCCACGUUGGACCGGCUGGUUCCGCCCGGUCUGCCUCGCUGCGUCAGCAUCAUGUACAGCUUCACCGGCAUGUGGCGGCAUUUUGACAAGGGCCUGUAUCGAUGGCUGCUCAGAUACGUCUACGUGCCUCUGGGAGGUUCGCAUCACGGAGUGCUGUACAAAAUGUUAUCCACAGCGCUGGCGUUUGGCUUCGUCUGCCUUUGGCACGGCGGCCAUGACUACCUUCAGUGCUGGGCCCUGAUGAAUUGGCUGGGCGUUCUGGUGGAAACCGGCCUCAAGGCUCUCUUUGGCUCAGCGCUCCUUCGCUCCUUUCUUGAGCGGCGUUCCUCUGCGGCAACGAGAAGGCGCUGCGCCGCGCUGCUCUCCGCCUUCUCCACGGCCAUGCUCAUCCUCUCUAAUCUGAUCUUCCUCGGGGGGAUUCACGUCGGCAGGAUCUUCUGGAAGCGCGUCUUCCUUCAAGGCUGGUCCACAGUGGCGCCGCCCAUGCUGGCCUUCCUCUACUGCUUCGCCCAGGUGGGACUGGAGUGGGCCCCGCACCCGCCGUGAGUCACCUUGACUUUGCAACGCAGCAAAGAAAAGACAAAGCGAGGCGGCACGCCGUCCGUGCCAGAACCGCGCUCGGAAUCUGGCCGGCCGCCACGGAACCUGCUCGGAAUGCUGGCUGAAGUGAAGCGCUAAGCAGCGACUCGCAGGGGGGUGCUGCUCUGCUGCUCUUUGUUCAGUGAAGGCUAGCACCACACACUGGAAAAUGCAUAGUCCACGUUUGAAAUUGGCAAUGUGAAAGAAAAUGUAAUCCCCGCCUCGUCGCUGUUCAUGCUUUGAGUAGAUUGUAAAAAUACGGAAGACAUGUUUUUCCACACAAAGUUAAACUUAAAAUACUUUUU
This is a messenger RNA of Phycodurus eques (leafy seadragon), 2011 nucleotides long. It is a transcript of the gene hhat, whose product is annotated as hedgehog acyltransferase. Lineage: Eukaryota; Metazoa; Chordata; Actinopteri; Syngnathiformes; Syngnathidae. Gene Ontology annotation, biological process: protein palmitoylation. The record is from RefSeq and is a predicted model, not a curated record. Gene Ontology annotation, molecular function: palmitoyltransferase activity. Gene Ontology annotation, cellular component: endoplasmic reticulum. The coding region runs from base 165 to 1673 and encodes 502 amino acids. The transcript is spliced from 12 exons.